AUGCAGAGCAACACGGGCUACGGGGAGGCGAAUGCCGACCCGUACGCAUUUUGCAACGCCUUUUGGGGUAACAACGAUGCCGGUUACCAUGUGAUGCAGCAUUUUAUCAAAAACACCACCAAGACGCUCGAGGAUCUGCGUGGGUUUUACCAGGAACGUGCGGAUAUUGAGCAAGAGUACUCCAAGCGCCUGAGCAAGCUGGCCAAGACGGCCCUCGGCAAGCACGAGACGGGCCCGAUGCGCCAUGCCCUCGACAAGGUACGCAUUGAGACCGAAGCCAUGGCGCGCUCCCAUGCGCAGCUCGUGCACUCGGUGCGCAAAGAGAUCGAGAGCCCACUGUCCGACCUGAUGGCGCGCUCGGAAAAUGUGCGCCGCCCAGCGCAGGUCGCGGUGACCAAGCUGUAUAAACACAAGCAGAUGCAGAUGCAGUACGUGCAGCGCUCGCGCGAAAAAUACGAGCAGGACUGCACCAAAAUCAACGCAUACACCGCACAGAGCAACCUCGUCCAGGGCAAGGAGCUCGACAAGCUCAUGGGCAAGCUCGAGCGCGUCCAGGCGACCGUCGGCCAGAACGACAAGGACUACCAGAGCUACGUCCGCGCACUGCAGGACACGACGUACAAGUGGAACUCGGAGUGGAAGAGCUUCUUGGAUGUGUGUCAGGACGUGGAAGAAGAGCGCCAAGAGUUCCUCAAGACAAACCUGUGGAGCUUUGCCAACGCCAUCUCGAGCGUGUGCGUGACGGACGACGAGGCAUGCGAGCGCGUGCGUGUCUCGCUCGAGGACUGCGACUCGAUGCGCGACGUCGAGGGCUUUGUGCGCGAGUUUGGCACCGGCGCCGCGAUUCCCGCCGCGCCAGAGUACAUCAACUAUGCCCAGGGACAGGCCCAGCCCCAGGACGAGCCUGUGUCUGCCGCCCAGUUCCACCGCCUCUCGACGCGCAUGUCGGACGUGCUCCCGCCGCUUAGCACGGGCACGCCGGUGCCAUCGGGCGCCACGCCGUCGCUCCUCGGCGCCACGCCGGGCUUUGGCGCCACGCCGGGGCUCGGGGCGACGCCGAGCAUCGGCGGCACGCCCAGCAUGGGGGGUACGCCGAACCUCGACACGCCGCGCAGCAACAGCCGCGCAAUGCGCCGCACGCCGCCGCCGCAGUCGCUCGAGCCGAUCGCACGCACGCCGCCGCCCUCGACGUCGAACCGCAACUCGAUGUUCUCGCCGGGCGCCCCGCCGCUGAGCCGCAUGGAGUCGCAGCUGAAGCAGCCGCGCCAGCCGACCGUGCGCCAGGCCCCGGCCACGCAGGCCCCGGCUGCCCAGGCGCCGAUGGCGCAGGCCCCGGUCACGCAGUACGACACGCAGCCGCGGACGAGCUACGCGUCGGGUGGCGCGCCCGCUCCGGCUCCGGCCGCGUCGCUGGCCGCCGCGCCGGCGGCUGCGCCGGCGCAGCCGGCGAACCUCGACGAGAGCGACGACCCGAUCGCCAAGGCGCUGGCGAACCUGCGCAUGCACCAGUCGCGCAAGUCGCCUGCGCCGAAUAGCCGUCCGACGAGCGUCGUGCAGCCCGCCGCUCCGGCGCAAGCCCAGGCGCAGGCCCAGGCGCCCGUCCAGCCCAUGGCGCAGGCGCCGCCGCCGCCCCAGCCGGUGCAGGACGUGCGCCAGGGCCCCAUGCCCGGCGCGCCCCCGGCGGACGUGCGGCCGGUGGUUGACCCCCGUCUGCAGCAGCGUCCUUUGUCGCCUGCGGCGGCGUUUAUGAACCCCCCCGCGCGGAGCACGUCGCCGAUUCCGGUGGAGCAGGUCAUGAGCCAGUACGGCCAGUCCUUCCCUUCGGAGCGACGCCUGUCGGCCAACGCGCCGAACCGUGCGGCAUACAGCUCACAAGGCGCACAGCCCCCCCGCUCCAACACCCCUGGCGGGAUUACGUUGGAUGCGCGCGGUGCUGUGACGCAGAACCAGAUGGCGGAGAACUACAACCCCCCCGCUGGCUCAAACGUACCCCCCGCUGCGCCGACGAACCGCCCCCCGACCGGGCAGUACAGCGAGGCGGGUGAGCCGAUCUUGUUCUAUGUCAAGGCGCUGUACGACUAUGCCGCCUCGAUGCCGGAAGAGUUUAGCUUCACGGCCGGCGACAUUAUCGCCGUCACGCAUACGGAACCUGACGGAUGGUGGCAAGGCGAGCUGUUGGACGAGGCGCGGCGCGUGCCGGGCGCCAACACCUUCCCGAGCAACUUUGUAGUGCUGCUCAUGUAA
Malassezia japonica is the source of this 2244-nucleotide messenger RNA. It is a transcript of the gene HOF1, whose product is annotated as formin-binding protein. Gene Ontology annotation, biological process: cytoskeleton organization. Gene Ontology annotation, cellular component: cell division site; mitotic actomyosin contractile ring, proximal layer; cytoplasmic side of plasma membrane. Gene Ontology annotation, molecular function: phospholipid binding; protein binding. The record is from RefSeq and is a predicted model, not a curated record. Bases 1 to 2244 code for a protein of 747 amino acids. The transcript has 4 exons. NCBI's taxonomy places the organism in Eukaryota, Fungi, Basidiomycota, Malasseziomycetes, Malasseziales, Malasseziaceae.